GUCACGUGACGUAGUGAAGGAGCGGCGGAGUGAAGCGGCGGGAUGGAGGCCGCGCUCUUCAUCUUCUCUCUCAUUGAUUGCUGCGCCCUCAUCUUCCUCUCCGUCUACUUCAUAAUAACAUUGUCAGAUUUAGAAUGUGACUACAUCAAUGCCCGGUCAUGUUGCUCCAAACUAAACAAGUGGGUGCGCCCAGAGCUGAUAUGCCAUACGCUGGUGACGGUUUUGAUGCUUGUAUCGUUGCAUUGGAUCAUCUUUAUCUUGAAUUUACCGGUAGCCACAUGGAAUAUUUAUCGGUUUAUCAUGGUGCCAAGCGGAAACCUUGGAGUAUUUGAUCCAACAGAGAUUCACAACAGGGGGCAACUCAAGUCACACAUGAAGGAAGCCAUGAUCAAACUUGGGUUCCAUCUCCUGUGCUUCUUUAUUUACCUAUACAGCAUGAUUUUGGCCUUAAUAAAUGACUGAAACCCGCAGAAAAUCUGAGAUCGCCAGCCGCUACACAGUCUGGAGCCGAGCGGCCAUGAACAACGUCAAGCAAGACCUUAACUUAGUUACACACAGAGUAUUUUUCUUUUCCUAUUUUCAAAGCGAUAUUUUUGCGGUAUUUUUUAACAAACUAUGUAAACAUUG
Molecule: messenger RNA, 627 nt
Organism: Pelobates fuscus (common spadefoot toad)
Lineage: Eukaryota; Metazoa; Chordata; Amphibia; Anura; Pelobatidae
Gene: CNIH4
Product: cornichon family AMPA receptor auxiliary protein 4
Exons: 5
Coding region: 43-462 (139 amino acids)
Biological process (GO): endoplasmic reticulum to Golgi vesicle-mediated transport
Cellular component (GO): COPII-coated ER to Golgi transport vesicle; endoplasmic reticulum membrane
Source: RefSeq, a predicted model, not a curated record